AUACCCCACGAGAAACGAUACAUUCAAAAUAAAUCCAACGGGAAUGUGGUGGUGACUAUUCGCGAUUUUUUUUAGAUUUUAUUGUAACACCCAGUAGUAUGAAGGGCCAAUCUGUCGGCGGUGCACAGGGUUGUGAUAGAGCUUUUCUGGGAUUUUAAUGAUAGCUGUGAUGUAGUUUUGUUUGUUGCGUCUUGUACUAACAGAAAUUGUAAAUCACUGUGAUUAUGUUUAGCAGUGGUGAGAAAAACGUUCGGUGAUAAUUUUGGAAUUUUCUAUUGAUCUACCAUGAUGGUGGAUUUUUUCAUUUCAGGCAUAAAGGAAAUGUGCGGCGAGGACCUAAAAAGACAUCAGAACGAGUUAAAAGUGCUAGAACAGCCCCGUCUAAGUGGAUUAUGCGACGGUCUACCUUCAUUGAACAAUUCUCUAGGUAGCAACAGUUCGAACGACGGCGACAAACCCACAAAACAGAAAAGGCACAGAACGAGAUUCACGCCUGCACAACUAAACGAACUCGAGAGGUGUUUCUCCAAAACCCACUAUCCUGACAUUUUCAUGCGAGAAGAGAUCGCAAUGAGGAUCGGCCUAACAGAAUCGAGAGUUCAAGUUUGGUUUCAGAAUCGUCGCGCGAAAUGGAAGAAGCGCAAGAAGACGACAAACGUCUUCCGAACUCCGGGUGCUCUCUUACCUUCGCACGGCCUUCCUCCUUUUGGGGCAAUGGGUGAUGGACUCUGUGGGUCCAGCAUGUUUAGUACGUCGGAAUCCCGAUGGGGCGUCGCUGGAAUGGCGACAGGUUUGGGCCAACUCAGUCAGAGUUCCGUUUCUAUGGGCGGGUUCGGCCAGUCAUUGGGACAACUGAAUCAAAGCUCAGGACUGAGUCCUGCGCUGCCUAUCAGCACGGCCGCCGCCAGCACCGUCUACCAAGCUCACUACGGGCUUAAUUCAUUAGGUGAUAGCAUGAUGACGUACUGCAACAACGGUGGCGGUAGCAACGGAAAUGGUGGGACGGGUGGUUCGCCGCCCCCACAAAUACCGUGCUCGAGUGCGACCACUCCGCCAGUGGCGUCGGGCACCUCCCCCAACGAUCAAGAGGAGGAUGUGUGGCGCGGCCAUAGCAUAGCAGCGCUGCGACGGAGAGCUUCCGAACUCAACGCCGCCAUUCCCUCUUACCUGCAGAUCAACUACGACACCCACAACAAUGCUUCUGUAUAUUAGUUGCUUUGAGUUACACAAACCGUACUAUUUUCAAUCAAUAUCAACUAAUUAAAACCGAUGUGCAGUAGAUACUAUUAUUGUGAAGUGAUCUAUGCGGAUUUGACGGUCUUGAAACACAUCACACAGUUCUUUCUGGUCAAUGGUCAUAAAAAUAUAAACUAUUGAUUGCUUGCUUGGUUUUCCUGGUUUUGUAUAAUAAAAAUACAAUAAAAAGUAAAAGACUGACAAAUGCGCUUAGAAUUAUUUCAGCGUACAAUUUUAAAAUUUUAUUUAAAUGCAUUUCGACUAAUUGUCAUCAAUCAUCAAUCUAAACCGGGUUAAAAAUGUAUACGGUUAAAUUAAGUAGUAACCUUACAGAAUCACAAAUAAUUGACGCAAUAAUUUCAAACACAAUUUAGUGAUUGUUAUAAUUGGCGCGGGAAAAAUUUGAUGAAAAACUACCAAAACAUAUUUUUCCGUGCUACAUUGAUUUCCGGUAUUAUUUUUAACUGUGGCGUCUAUGUAUACGAUGUAAAAUAAUUAUUGUACAAAGAAAAAUCGUAUGUUGAAUGGGAUUCCAUAUUAGUGUGAUGUGUUGUUUUAAAAUUUAUGUCCUUAGAAUAGGAUAAAAAACUUUCAUAAUUUUCUUGUUGUAUACUAAACAGACGGUAUACGUAUUAUUAUUUUUUACUUUAAAUAGACUUUUGAGUAAUAUGUGAAAAUUAAUGAUCACAUGUAAAUUCAUUGUAAGUAGAAGUGUAUGAUUUUGUUAUGUUUAUUCAUAAUUCAUUUUGCUUUCAAGGUAGUAUCAGAUAGUAUUUUUAAUG
Tribolium madens (black flour beetle) is the source of this 2018-nucleotide messenger RNA. RefSeq names its product homeobox protein orthopedia-like (gene otp). The transcript has 5 exons. The coding region runs from base 286 to 1212 and encodes 308 amino acids. NCBI's taxonomy places the organism in Eukaryota, Metazoa, Arthropoda, Insecta, Coleoptera, Tenebrionidae. Gene Ontology annotation, biological process: regulation of DNA-templated transcription; neuron differentiation. The record is from RefSeq and is a predicted model, not a curated record. Gene Ontology annotation, molecular function: DNA-binding transcription factor activity, RNA polymerase II-specific; DNA binding.